AACAGUCCAGUGCUGGACUUAAUUGUUUUUCGCAAAUAGCUCAUUUAAUAUUUUAGCUUUGUCAUUAAUGAAGGUGGUUUGACUCAAGGGACACUAGUUUUCAGGACUAUUUCUUCUGGGAACUUAUUGAUGUUCCCUAAAAGCCCUUGCGUAAAGUAUCCAACCUCAGACGAACUUCUUCCCUGUCUGCACUUCGUGAAUGAACGGACGCUGUCACCGUGCAGCAGACUCUGUAUGUUCUAUGUUUUUAUUUAGUUUUAUACAUGAGUCAUCAGUGAAGGCAGACGCAGACACCGUGAUUCACAGUAGUAUUUGCAUAAAGUGAUUACAAGACGCGGCGACAAACGCAUGACAAACUGCGUGUCUGGUGGAUUUCUCCACAUAAUCCCUUGAGUGAAAGGUAAAUAUUCUUCGUGUUGCAUCUACGCGCUGUAGUCGUCUGUGUUUUUUAGUCUGUGUGCCCACGGCAGGUGUGAGCGUGUCAAAGCCGACUGAAGGUGGUCUGUGACUCUGUGUCGAGUUCACUCAUCACGUGUUGUGUCUGUCUCAGUGUGAACAUGAUGUUCAGUAUCUGCUCUGCUGCUGUACAGCACAGUCACGCUGCUCUCUACGAGCCGUGCGGACAGACACACACCCUUCACUGCUCCCCAAAGUCGCUCGAACUGCAAGUGUAGGAUAAAUGUUUGUUUGUUUUUGUAACUGCGGGGAACUUGUCGUGGAGACCGUGAGCAGCACAAAGACACAGACGUUGCUCUGAAGAGAAAGUGAGACGCUGCCAUGAAGAAAAAGGACAAAUCUGUCACAGGCAGCUGGCCUCUGGACAACAACCUGAUCUCCUCUGAGGUGAAGAACUCCUGUCAUCCCAACUUAAAGAUUUUCCUAGCAGCCUUGUCUUUUUCCUACUUUGCGAAGGCUUUAUCUGGCAGCUACAUGAAGAGCACAAUAACACAACUGGAAAGGCGGUUUGACAUCUCGAGUUAUCUGAUUGGUAUCAUUGAUGGGAGCUUUGAAGUGGGGAAUUUAUUGGUAAUUGCCUUUGUGAGCUACUUUGGUGCCAAACUUCACCGUCCCAAAAUCAUAGCAGUUGGAUGUGUCCUGAUGUCAUUGGGAACCUUCCUGAUGGCCAUGCCACACUUCAUCAGCGGCCGCUACAAGAUUGAAACAUCUGCUAGAUCUUCAGUGAAUUCAACCAGCAACCUCUCACCAUGUCCAGUAAGCUCACCUGAGUCCAUGAGUGUGGCCGACAGACCGUCUGUACUGCAAUCCAGAAGUUGUGUACGAGAAUCCAGUGUUUCCAUGCUGGUCUACGUGUUUUUGGGAAAUGUACUGCGUGGGAUCGGAGAGACUCCAAUACAACCACUGGGAAUCUCCUACAUUGAUGAUUAUGCAGAGUCGAAGAAUGCUGCCCUCUAUAUUGGUUGUGUCCAAACAAUAUCAAUCAUCGGUCCUGUCUUUGGGUACUUACUCGGGUCACUCUGUGCCAAGAUCUAUGUUGACAUUGGCUAUGUGGACGAGGAGACUGUGAAUAUCACUCCAAGUGAUGCCCGCUGGGUUGGAGCGUGGUGGUUGGGCUACAUCAUCGCUGGCAUCAUCACUCUCAUGGCUGCUGUUCCUUUCUGGUUCCUUCCCAAAUCACUGCCAGUGCCUGUGGAGAAACAUGACACCAGCUGCACACCAGAGCAAACAAGGUUCAUCAAAGACUCCCCUGGCUUGAAGUUCAGAUGCGAGGAGCCAGCUAAUUUACAUCAGAUGGCCAAGGAAUUCAUGCCCACACUGAAGAGACUUCUUAAAAAUCAAUUCUUCAUCAUCUACUUGCUCGUGACCAUCAUACAGUUCAACUCUCUCAUUGGGAUGGUCACCUACAAACCCAAAUAUAUUGAGCAGCACUAUGGACAGUCAGCAUCAAAAGCAAAUUUUCUAAUGGGUGUUAUCAACAUCCCGGCUGUAGCUCUUGGAAUGUUCUCUGGAGGUGUUGUCAUGAUGAAGUUUAACUUGGGUGUCAUGGGUGCAGCCAAGUUUGCCUUUGGAACCUCUUUGCUGGGAUACUUCCUGUCUCUCUUUUUCUUUGCCAUGGGCUGUGACAACGCCAAAGUGGCAGGCAUCACUCUUUCAUAUGCUGGCGUGGAAGGAGUUUCUUAUCAGGAAAAAUCUCUCUUCUCCAACUGUAACUCUAAUUGUUUGUGCUCGGGAAGAGAGUGGGAUCCAGUAUGUGGACAGAAUGGAAUAACUUAUGUUUCCCCGUGCUUGGCUGGAUGCACCUCCUUCUCUGGCUCUGGAAAAAAUAUGGUUUUUAACAACUGUAGGUGUUUGCCCCUGGCUAACCCUCAACCAGGCAAUUUGACAGUCGUUUUGGGUCAGUGUCCCCGCAGUGACAGCUGUGACAAAAUCUUUCCAUACUUCCUGGCUUUGUCUGUCCUCAGCUCCUUCAUUAUUUCUCUUGGAGGGACACCUGGCUUUGUGCUACUCAUCAGGUUUAUACAGCCUGAGCUGAAAUCUUUUGCCCUGGGAAUCCACACACUGGCCACUCGCACACUUGCUGGAAUCCCUGCCCCCAUUUACUUUGGUGCUGUAAUUGACACAACCUGCCUGAAAUGGGGAAACAAAGUGUGUGGAGGAAGAGGUGCAUGUAGAAUAUACAACACCUCAUGA
Messenger RNA from Cynoglossus semilaevis (tongue sole), 2649 nucleotides. Its product is annotated as solute carrier organic anion transporter family member 1C1. Lineage: Eukaryota; Metazoa; Chordata; Actinopteri; Pleuronectiformes; Cynoglossidae. The record is from RefSeq and is a predicted model, not a curated record. Bases 778 to 2649 code for a protein of 623 amino acids. The transcript is spliced from 14 exons. Gene Ontology annotation, biological process: sodium-independent organic anion transport; transmembrane transport. Gene Ontology annotation, molecular function: protein binding. Gene Ontology annotation, cellular component: basolateral plasma membrane.